Molecule: messenger RNA, 1280 nt
Organism: Nelumbo nucifera (sacred lotus)
Lineage: Eukaryota; Viridiplantae; Streptophyta; Magnoliopsida; Proteales; Nelumbonaceae
Product: P-loop containing nucleoside triphosphate hydrolases superfamily protein
Molecular function (GO): kinase activity; ATP binding
Source: RefSeq, a predicted model, not a curated record
CUUCAUCACUGUCUGUUCAAGUUGCAUAAGUUUCUCUCUCUCGUAGUCUCGUGUGUAUGUCUGGCUUCAACAUGGAAGUCUCUGUGUUUCCUGAAUCCAAAAGACGGUUUUGGUGUUCUGCAGAAUCCUCGUUGCUCGGAAAGGGAAGGCAUCCUAGUAGUCAGUGGUUUUCUUUGUCGAUUUCUCCAACCAAAAUAACUCCGCAGCCUCUAUUGUGUCGUUCUAGAUUUCUUUCUCCCAAGAAAACACACUUCAAGGUUUUAUCAAUUCAAAGGAAUGAAAUUCCUGUUGUAGAGGGAAGUUCUAUUGAUGAGGUAUAUGAUUCUUUAGCUGAACAACUUCUUCCUACAGCGGCAGUGGCUUCAAAUCCAAAUUCAAAAUUUAUUGUGGGUUUAGCUGGUCCACCUGGUGCUGGAAAGACCACUCUGGCAUUGGAAGUAGUUCGUCGGGUAAACAUGCGAUGGCCCCAAAAAGCUCCUUCAAUGGAUUCCCAAGUUAAGCCUCAAGAUGUUGCUAUAAUUCUUCCCAUGGAUGGGUUCCAUCUUUAUCGUCACCAGCUGGAUGCAAUGGAGGAUCCAGAGGAAGCUCAUGCAAGGAGGGGAGCUCCAUGGACUUUUGACCCAGCACGUUUACUAGCAUGCCUCAAGGCUCUGAGGAGUCAGGGAUCAGUUUAUGUACCAUCAUUUGACCAUGGUGUUGGAGAUCCUGUAGAAGAUGAUAUUUUUGUGAAUAUUCAGCACAAAGUUGUGAUAGUAGAAGGAAACUAUGUGCUCUUGGAAGAUGGGAUCUGGAAGGAAGUUUCUUCAAUGUUUGAUAAAAAGUGGUUUAUUGAAGUUGACAUUGGCAAAGCAAUGAACCGAGUUUUGAAGAGGCAUAUCUCGACAGGAAAACCUCCAGAUAUUGCCAAGUGGCGGAUAGCAUACAAUGAUCGACCCAAUGCAGAGCUUAUCAACAAGUCAAAGAAGAAUGCAGACCUAAUAAUAAGGUCAGUGGACUUCUAAAGAGCCUGUCUGCUGGAUUCUAAUCAGAAGGAAAAAGGAUUCAACAUUAUCCUAAUUAUCAAUUUCAUCGACUUGUCCCAACUAAUGGGGAUUGGCUGCACGGAAUUUGUAAGAGAACAAAAAAGGAAAUAAAUUGUCUUGGUUGAUGUAUGUCGUAUGCACCAAAUUAAUUAUUUCUUGUAAUUAAAUCAAGGGAUUCACAAAGUGUUGAGAAUGUUCUUGGAAAUGGAACCUGUGACUGAGCAUUUGAGGUUAAGAUUGAUGCCUUUCAUUUGGAAA